GGUUGAAUGCAUUGCCACGAUUUCCUGUCACAUGAUUCGAAAUAGGAUCCCCUGCUUGCUUUCUACUAUCUCUCUCGUGUCUCCUAGUGUGUUUUAGACCUGCCUGCCUUGGAGUUCAUUUCACAGACUUGGAACGACACCUCCACACAAAACGACUCAACGCAUCAGUCCGCAUCAGGCUGAGUUCAGGACCACAGUUCACCUGCGUCCGAAGCUGCGAACACUGCCCGCUCCGUUCGCAACACGACUGCAACCUAUCCAAGACAAGUCGCGCUCUCUCUCUCUCUCUCUCUGUGUCUCAAGACUUGAGCGAUGGAUUCAUUUUUGACAAUCACCGCUAUCCUUCUAAUAGUUCGGUUUCUCUCCUUAACCACUUCCAGACAGUUCGACACUGAAUGUUACACAGCUAAUGGAGAGGACUACCGGGGUUGCCAGAACCAGACUAGCCUCCUUGGGGGCAAGCCUUGCCUCUUCUGGAACGAGACAUUCCAGCACCCCUACAACACCCUGAAGUACCCCAACGAAGAGGGGGGUCUGGGCAGCCACAACUACUGCAGGAAUCCUGACGGUGACGUUCAGCCGUGGUGUUACAUUGCAGACCAUGAGGAUGGAAUCUACUGGAGAUACUGCGAUAUCCCCACUUGUCGCAUGCCAGGGAACCUGGGCUGUUUUAAGGACAGUGGCGAUCCGCCCACCUUGACGGGGAGCAGUGAGACUUCGAACAAGCUCACCAUCCAGAACUGCAUUGGUUUUUGCCGCAAACAGAAAUACAAGCUGGCUGGGAUGGAGUCAGGUUAUGCCUGUUUCUGUGGCAAUGACCUGGACCUGCGUCGCCAUGGUGAGGCGCCCAGCAUGGAAUGCAACCACGUUUGUUUCGGUGACCACACCCAGCCCUGUGGAGGUGAUGGUUGGGUGAUCGUCUUCGACACUCGAGUGGGGGCGUGUGGGGGUAACUACUCUGCCCCCUCUGGGGUUGUCUACUCCCCUGACUUCCCUGACAAGUACCAAGCUGGAAGGGUCUGCUACUGGACCAUCCAGGUUCCGGGAGCCUCCAUGAUCUUGUUCAACUUCACCUUCUUCGACAUCUCGGACCAGAAGGACAUGGUUGAACUGCUGGAUGGCUUUACCAACCAGGUGGUGGCGAGGUUCGAUGGCCGCAACCCACCCAGAGAUCUGGUUAACGUCACUGGAGACUUUGUCAUCCUUUACUUUUACUCAGAUGGAACUAACCAGGCUCAAGGCUUUGCUGUCACAUACCAAGCGCUGAGAGGUCUGGACACCAGGCCUGUAGGUGAGGAAGAGGAGAAAGAGGACACUAGCACAGCGAAGCCGCAGCUCAAUGAUGUAACAGAGAAGUCCAACGGGAAUGGAAAUGGCCGUUCCUCGCAGAUCGUCUACGUGAUAACAUCCAGUCCUGGUAAACCGGACCACAACGUGCCAGGUCAGUGGGCCGGACCCAAAGGAACCAACGGACACACCUCUAUGUGGACCAUAUAUGCCCUGGCUGCUCUCCUGACCCUGACGGUCAUAGCAAUGGUGGCUAAACUACUGCUGCACGUCACCGUCAAAUCUCCCAACAUCCCGACCAUUAGCGGUUCGGAGAGCUGUGGCGGCCAGAGCGCAGCGUCUGAGCCUUGGAUCAUCCUUUACCGCCCCUCAACCAUCUCCCUCUUCAAGAAGAAGCUAAAGAACCACCACGGAGACCUCAGCCCCCUGGUGGGCAACUAGCCAACUGCAGCCCGGUCCCCUACCGCUACCGCUGCUGCACCCUGUGCCAAGGCCUGCCUUUACCGGAGCUAGCCACGGAGCUAGCCCCUCUAACCCAAUGAGACGCUAUGGGGGCACUGAGCUACAAAGCUAACAUGCUAACUAAUGACUGAUCCGCUGACUCACUGAGUGAUUACUACCAAAUGGCCCGAGGGCUAUAUCUCCCGGAGAGGAGCCGGACAGGGCUGUCUUCGUCUGCUGUGUACACGGCGGGAGAGAAGAGCAGGGCAGAUGUACAGCGCGAGGUAGAAGAUUUAGGCCACUCAUCUCCUCAUGGAUCCACUUCCAUCAUCCCUCCAUGGAUGUCUGAAAGGAGUCCCACUCUACAGACAAGGGUUGAUCGCGGCCAAAGCAACCAGUUUCCACAGGACUCCUCCAGAAUGCAGGUCUUCCACUGUAACUGUGCCCCGGUCAGGCACAAAAUGGCCAACAGCACUUGUGUAUUACUAUUAAUACCACUAUGGAAUAUCCUCAGUUAGGGAACAGUCAGCCUGUCAGAAAUCUUUGAGUUACCUGCAAAUGUUUUUUGUUAUGUUGGCCACCCGGUGGCUUUUUGUCUCAGAGAGGCUGGAGCGCUGAGGUGAUCCACCUCUGCACAAUGGAUGGCAAGAAGUCACAGAGAAGGGUGCCGCGGAUCCUUGGCACGCUGCGACACGCCCUGGCAAAAAACGAAUAACCAAAUCCGUCAAAGGACACAGAGAGGCCGUGGAGAAUUUGGGGGGGACGCUCGCUGCCUCUGUCUCACCCACGCGGCCCCCGGAGGGAAGAGGGAUCAGAAGUCUCUCCCGUGGCCCUGGGGGUGGAUGGGGGGAGUAGGGGAGGGGAGAAGGAGGGUUGUCAUUAACCAACCGCCAUUUAGAAAGAGUCUUUGAAGCCUUCAGAGGUUCUCUCUCUCUCUCUCCUUCGCCGCUCAGCGCCGGGUUGUUAUCUGUCUGGUUUGACUGCCCCAGAUGGCACCGCAUUCACAUACACUUAGAAAAAAAGGGUUCCCCAAGGGUUAUUUGGGGGGCGGGGGGGUCGUCCUUAUGGGGGGAACCCUAUAAAUAUCCCUUUUUAGGUUCCAGGUAGAAACCCUACAGAGGCUUUCUAUGUGGGAACCUACAGGGGUUCUACCUGGAACCUAAAAAGGAUUGUUCAAUGGUUCCACAUGGGGUCAGACAAAACCUUUCCCAUAGUACUGAUAAAGUCCAAACUACGGGGAAUAGGAACCCUGUCUUUAAGUGCCUUGGGAAUGUUCAACCCGGCUGCUAGGCUUUUCUCAUGUAUCCCUACUCCACCUCUGCUCCUUGCCUAAGUCCAUUGCUUGUGUUCCCUGUCCACUCGAUGACAGACCACGGCUAUGGGAAUUACAGCAGCGUGGGCGAGACCUUUGAUGUUUGCUUUAAUUCCCCCCGCCCCCCCUUCUCUUCUGCAGUAUAUGUUCUUAUGCGUAGUCUUCUCGGACAUUGCUGAGCAUAUUGUUCUCGUUGUGUUGCCGUGUGAUUACAAGGAGGAGUAAGUGGAGCUGUAUAUUGUGUAAUUCAACGGGUGGGAUGAUGAUGAUGGCGUGUGUCCUGCUCUUUCAUUUGCUGUCCCUGCGAACCAAUGGUGAAAUGCAUCAGGGUCGUUUAUGUACUUACUCAUCAACCGCCACUUAGCUUCGAGGUCGGGGCGUCUUUUUUUUCUUCUUUUCUUUGGUCUUCUGCAGCAGAUUAAUUCCCCCAUUCAGAAGGCUUGUCGGACCCUGAGAAAUGCCUCACACAACUCGCGUCAAGCUGGCCAAAGCAUGUGGGAUGAAUGAAUAAACCGGCUCGCUGAGUGUCCGCUGGGUGAGCAGACAGCAGGCCAGUCCCAUGUGUUUCCGUGACCUUUGGCGUUACGUCAAAGGUCACAGCACAUUACUGCGCCCCUGGGACUUUUAGGUUGAAUUAUGAUGAAGAUAUUUGUGUUGCUCAAGCACUUCUAAGUUUGCAUUUCCCCAACAGUCACAAACACAAUGAAAGCUAAUUCAAAACAUCAAUGCACUUAGUUUUGCCUCAACUUGUGAGCUAAUAGAUGAAAAGUACUUAAAACCAGAAUGUCUCUUAUACGCUCCGGAACGAAAACCUUUCACAAUUGAUAUUGGGAAAUAUGCAAACGGAAAACUUGACAUUGAGA
This is a messenger RNA of Esox lucius (northern pike), 3903 nucleotides long. RefSeq names its product kringle containing transmembrane protein 1 (gene kremen1). Gene Ontology annotation, biological process: multicellular organism development. Bases 313 to 1728 code for a protein of 471 amino acids. The transcript has 10 exons. The record is from RefSeq and is a predicted model, not a curated record. Lineage: Eukaryota; Metazoa; Chordata; Actinopteri; Esociformes; Esocidae. Gene Ontology annotation, cellular component: plasma membrane.